This is a messenger RNA of Heterocephalus glaber (naked mole-rat), 575 nucleotides long. The record is from RefSeq and is a predicted model, not a curated record. Lineage: Eukaryota; Metazoa; Chordata; Mammalia; Rodentia; Bathyergidae.
CAACCUUCCCUCAGCUCUCGCGAGGUUUUGUCUUCCCGGAAGCGGUGGAGGAAGUUCUCGGUCAACCGCGUCGCGAUGUGUGGGGACUGUGUGGAGAAGGAGUAUCCCAACCGGGUGCUGGUCACCGGCGCGAUCUGUGGCUGUCCGUGCCCACGAGUCCCGUCCUGGCAGCUGGCAUCGGCCCGCAUUCCCGUUCCCGGUAACACCUGCCUGGAGAAUGGAUCUUUCUUACUGAACUUUACAGGCUGUGCAGUAUGCAAUAAGCGGGAUUUUAUGCUGAUCACAAACAAAUCCUUAAAAGAGGAAGAUGGAGAAGAAAUAGUUACCUAUGAUCAUCUGUGUAAGAAUUGUCAUCAUGUAGUGGCCAGGCAUGAGUAUACAUUCAGUAUCAUGGAUGAAUUCCAGGAGUAUACCAUGCUGUGUCUGUUAUGUGGCAAAGCUGAAGAUACUAUCAGUAUUCUCCCUGAUGACCCUCGACAAAUGACUCUGUUAUUCUAAGACUCCUUCUCCACUUCUGUUGUGACUAUGUUUGGCUGGUUUACAAUACAGCAAGCCUGAUGAUUUGUCUCAAAAAA